Messenger RNA from Polistes canadensis, 1984 nucleotides. Its product is annotated as cytochrome P450 6k1-like. The coding region runs from base 358 to 1872 and encodes 504 amino acids. The transcript has 6 exons. Gene Ontology annotation, molecular function: oxidoreductase activity, acting on paired donors, with incorporation or reduction of molecular oxygen; iron ion binding; monooxygenase activity. Lineage: Eukaryota; Metazoa; Arthropoda; Insecta; Hymenoptera; Vespidae. The record is from RefSeq and is a predicted model, not a curated record.
UAUAUAGCAUGUUUCUUUGUGUAAGAACGAAAUUGUUGCACAACAGAUAAACAUAUCAGAUUUUAUUGACUACAUUAGGAAUGCAAUAGAUCUAGCAGUAAGUCAAAGAAAUUGAGCUUCAUUAAAAUUUCUCACGUUUCUUCAAGACAUAAUCACUUCGAUAUACUAUGUGAGUUAAUGUGAAUAUAUAAAAACGGUACGCAAAGAAAGCAACUUCAUAACGUUUCCGAACAUCACACAGAACACGUCCGUCAUGGAAUCACGUCUUUAAAAUUUUUCAAAUUACUACGUUGUCUUCAUUCACAUUUUAAAUUAAGAUUUUCUAUGGUGGAAUAAUAAAAAAGAAAUUAUUCUAUCAUGUUUGGGUACUCGAUUGAUCUAAAUAAACUUAUUUUAAUAUUGAUAUUAAUAUCAAUUGUGAUAUAUUUCUAUUUAAAAUACAAAUUAUCUUACUGGAGUAGACGAGGAGUGAAAUGUCCUCCAGCACAUUUAAUUUUUGGCAACUUCAAGGACACCAUAACGUUUAAAAAACCACCGGGAGUAGUACUUCAAGAUAUUUACAAUUAUGCCGAUCAAGAUGACAAAUAUAUUGGUUUUUAUAUUUUAUCUAAGCCAGCUUUGAUAUUGAGAGAUAUGAAUUUGAUAAAACAAAUAAUGGUGACGGAUUUUUAUACGUUUCCCGAUCGUAUGUUUGGUGGAAAGUAUGAAAAAGAUACGGUUGGUUUAUGUAAUCUUCUUGGGAUCAAUCAUCCUAGAUGGAAAUAUUUGAGAACUAAAAUGACACCAAGUUUUACGGGAGGAAAGAUAAGAAAUAUGGUACCAUUGAUGUUGGAAUGUUGUAAUUCGAUGUUAAAAUUUAUUGACGAUAAACCAGCCAACGCUGACGGCUGGAAAGAUUUGGAAUUGAAAACCUUGAGCUCAAGAUAUGCCACCGAUGUUAUUUCAUCCGUUGCUUUCGGUAUUAAUACUAAUUCGUUCCACGAAAAUGACGUCGCUUUUUGGGAAGCAGGACAAAAGAUAUUGUCUGGAACAAAACGAGGAAUAAUCGUAUUGAUUUAUUUCCUCUUACCAGAAAUAACUCCUCUUAUCGAACCAUUAGCUAAAAAACCAGCUGAAUUCUUUCGCCAUGUAUUUUGGGAUUCGAUGAACGCCAGAGAAAUAACAGGAAAUAAGAGAGGAGAUUUGAUCGAUUCUUUGUUAACUUUAAAAAACGGAGAACAGAAGCCUGAAUUUAGCUUCGAAGGUGACAAUUUGUUGGCCCAAGCUGUUUCAUUUUUCGUUGCUGGAUUCGAAGCAUCGUCAACAGCUAUUGCUUUUAUAAUUUACGAGUUAGCAUUACAUCCAGAAUACGAGAAACGUUUGUAUGAUGAAAUAAAAGAUAUCGCUGACAAGGGUGAAUUCACGAUGGAUUCCAUCAAUGAAAUGAACUUCUUAGAUGCUAUAUUAGAAGAAAGUUUGAGACUAUAUCCACCUCUGCCAAUUGUUGAUAGAAUUGCCGCGACCGAUUACAAAUUACCUGGGACAGAUUUGAUUAUUGAAAAAGGUACACCCGUUUGUGUUGCUGUCAAUGGUAUUAACAGAGAUAGCAGGUACUUCUCUGAUCCAACAACGUUCAAUCCUUUGAGAAAAAAAGAUGAUAAAAACAAAUUAUCAGGAUCUCUUGCUUUUGGUAUUGGACCAAGAUCAUGCAUUGGUCAAAGAUUAGGCAUUUUAAUAACGAAGAUAGCCGUUAUCCAAUUGAUCUUACAUUAUAAAAUGUUUAUCAAGCCAGAAAAAGGAAAUUUAUUAAAUCCCGUAACUAUUUUCACGAAUGCAGCUGAUGGAGUAUAUGUGCAGUUCCAAAAACGUAUUAAUAAUACAAAUUCAACGUGAUAAUAUCUCAUUGUAAAUCUGUAUUUUUCGUUUUCUUUGUUUUCUUUAAAUGUUUAUUUUUUCAAAUCGUCGACGUGAAGAAAAAUUACGGUAAAAUAUAUAUUCUACGAUU